This is a messenger RNA of Strigops habroptila (Kakapo), 957 nucleotides long. It is a transcript of the gene PIGP, whose product is annotated as phosphatidylinositol glycan anchor biosynthesis class P. The transcript has 5 exons. Gene Ontology annotation, molecular function: phosphatidylinositol N-acetylglucosaminyltransferase activity. Gene Ontology annotation, biological process: GPI anchor biosynthetic process. The record is from RefSeq and is a predicted model, not a curated record. Lineage: Eukaryota; Metazoa; Chordata; Aves; Psittaciformes; Psittacidae. The coding region runs from base 475 to 879 and encodes 134 amino acids.
CCGGAAACCCCGAGGCUCGCCACUGACGUGUCGCAGCGCAGCAUUUCCCGCCGGGACAGCCCUGCCCGUGCUCGGUCCUCCCAGAGACAAAUAGCUCCAGCGACCCGGAGGAGCUCCGCCGCCGACAGCACCGGUCCCCGCUCCAGGCGGACCGGACCGGGCCGGGCGUCACCCCGCCGGGAGCUCCAGAGACACGGGCAUCACCCUCCCCACAUGGGAGAAGGGGGAUUGGGAGCCCAGCGAGACACGGGGAGAGGGGAAGCACCCACCUCCACCGCACUCACCAGCCGCCGCCUCCGCCGCUCCGCUCCGGCUCCGCAGGGCCGCGGCAGCUCCCACCCGCGCGCAGCCGGCUCUGGCGACUGGCUGGCUGCCGCCUGACGUCAAGGGAGCUCACAGGCUCGGCGCCCGCUGCCGUGAGAGAGCCCGCGGCCGGCGCGGCUGUGCUUGCGCAUUUAAAGGGAAGAGACCGACAUGGUUGAAAACUCUCCAGCCCCCUUGCCGGAAAGGGCAAUAUAUGGAUUUGCUCUGUUUUUAGGAUCGUGGUUUGGCUUCAUGUUGUACCUCAUCUGGGCUUAUGUUCCCGAGACUUGGCUGUUCUCAUUGGGACUAACAUACUGGCCUCAAAAAUACUGGGCAGUUGCUUUGCCAGUGUAUCUACUGGUUGCUAUAGGAAUCGGUUAUAUAUUACUUUUUGGUAUUAACAUGAUGAGUACAGCUCCACUUAACUCCACACAUACCAUUACAGAUAACUAUGCAAAAAAGCAGCAACUGAAGAAAUUUCAAGAAGAAGCAAUUCCGGCACUGAGGGAUAUUCCCAUCAGUGAAGUAAACAGAAUGUUUUUCCUUUCUGAAAAAGGAAUCUGCAAUAGCAGAUAGUCAUAAAAAUCUGUUUGAAUAAAGGAUUAGUACAAGUGUUACAUAAGGAAAAUCAAAACCUCUCCAAGCUAAAAGUAA